AUGAAGGGCCUUCGGAGAGCUUCUAAAGAAGAAAAAGAGUUCUUAAUUGGCCUUGACCUAGAUUUUUGUCCGGAAAGUAUCAAAAAGUUUCAAGAUACGCCCGUAACCGAUAAUCGUACCAGGUGCUCGGUCCGAUACCAAAAUCCUCUCGAGUGGCUGCCCCAGGGCCUCGUCUGGACCUUCCAGGGUUCUUGUCAAGUUGGCCGCGGCUGUGAAGCGAUUUUCUGUAAGAAUUUGUACUCUGACCUGUUGUUGCUUCAAUCUUGCUUUUUCAGGAGGGUGGGUGGGAUAAUUUCCUAAAGAAAAAGCCAAAAGCUGGAAAAACGGAGGUAAACUUGAAAAAUCGCGCUCUCCCCGCCUGGCGUGGGUUACGGUACGGUGGAAUGAAAAAAAAGCCAGCAAAUAAAAAAAAAGACGCUAGGGAACUAAGUUGUUUGCCCAGUACACGCUUACGUCAGUUAUCUUCUUCUUCAUCUUUUCUUGCUGAAAGAAGUUCAAGUUUUUACGCUGACAUAAUAGGUGAAAACAAUAUUAAUAAGAAAAAAACAACAAUGUUAAAGUGUGAAAAUAUUCCGUUUUGAAAUACCCCUCUGUUUUUUUGAGAUAUUUUCUUCAUUGAGAGUCUUCAGUUUGGAUGAAUUUGCAGUGUCAAAUCCUAGUCCUGCUCAAUAAACUUGAAAUGAUUAUUCAGUUUGGAAAAAGAAAAUCAACUAACGGGAACGUGAACGACCAGUAGGAAAGUGACCAUUCUUCGAUCAAAGCACCACUUUCGUCGUUGCUCUGAAGUCUUUCCGAAGGUGACUAACCCGUCGAUUUCCUAAUCGAAGGGUUGCUUCCUUUUAGAUGAUCAUCAUCUUUUACCUCUUUCUUCUCGGCAUGGCCUCUGCGCAGUCGCCCUCCGAUCGACCACCAGGCAAUGAAACUAAAACGACUUUCCCAUUGAUCUACGCUUUCAGAUCUCUCUGCGGAAAUGUUCUGCAAAGCGAACAAAGGGAAGUUCACUCCCAACCCCAAAGAUGUAAAUAUUUUUGCGUUGUGAGUAAUGCAUCGAAUUUUUUGUAGUUCGACAAAUGCGUUGGAGCUUCCUUCUGGGUGCAAUCUUCGACUGACGUUAGUUCAGGUUGACUUUUCCUGUAAUUAACGUUUUUACUACAGAAGGAAGCCGAAGAAAUCUGCGAUUAUCUGGUCCCUUUUGAAGUUACAGACGCGGUCCCGGGCUAUCCGACUGAGUGCGACUUCGGUUCGAUUUUUUUUUAUCUUGUCUUUCAUCAUUAUAUAGUUGAUUCACGGCUGGCUUGAGCCAUCAAAAAAAAAGGGGUUUCUGACAAGAGAAGAGACAUUGCCUGGCUGGUCAAGAGCUCAGACAGGCCACGCCUCCUCAGCGUCUCAAGUUACAGCCAAUGGAUCCCAAUUUGAAAGGCGAGGGAGGGGAAGAAGUGUGCCGGAUGCGUAGCGUGUGCGUACGCGGUUCUUGGCACGAGUUCAAUUCAAGCGCCAGCGACUAUUUAGAGAGCUCGGUUAUCGCUCUUUAAGUUUUUUUUUUGAGUAUUUCUUGAUUCGUUUCGUCUCUGCGUUGAAAAAAAAUAGAAUAGAUACAAAAAAAGAGGUAACCGAGCUUUUUAAUUUUUCGGUGGCGCUUGAAUCGGACUCGUGCCAAGAACCGCGUAUGCACACGCUACGCUUCCCGCACACUUUUCUGCUUUUCUCGCCUUUCAAGUCCGGAAAAAUUGACUACAUAGGAGGGCUUCCGAUGUCGCCAAGGCUUUGUUUGUCCUCGCCUUUUAAGUCGGGAUGACAUAUCUAGAGAUCGUUCGUACUGAACAGAAAACGAUAGGUUUUAAAAUUCACAAAUCCAGAGUGGCCCCAUUUUGUAAAUCUUGCUUUCAGUGGUGUACAGCACCUGUCCUCCCUCGUGGUACCAAGCUAUCGGAUCGUGCUUCCGAAACGUUCCAGGACGGUACACGUUUGAUGAAGCUCGACAGAAGUGCUCAGAUAUUGACCCACACUCUAGUAUAGUCCUCAUCGGCAGUACCCGUCUUCAUACUCUUCUCAUCAGUACGAUCAAAGGAUGAAAUUGUUAAUUGAAACGGAACAACUUUAGAGCUCUUCCACACCAUCGACCGCGCCUGGGUCGACGUCGUAGCUCCCUACGGAGCCGUUGUAUCUCGUCGCCAUUAUCGGGACACCAAACACCAGUGGAAAGGUUCUCCAGGAUUAUUUGAAAAAUGAAAAACUUCUGCGUCCACGCUUACGUCGCUCAAUCAGAAAUUUACAGAUCCUCAACUAACAAUCGGUUCGGCUAUGGCGGAUGAGCAAAAGGAAGGGUCUAUUGUCUUGAGGGACGGAAAGAAGAGUCUAGCCUCGGUGAUUUGCUCUAGAAGCAUGAUCGCAUCGCCUGGAUGUUUUUCGCGCGAAUCUCAUCCUUGAUUAACUUUUUUGUUUUCAGACAACAGGCAUUGGAAGGAGAUUUUUGAUUACUUCAAAUUUUCACCUCCGACAGCGUCUGUUUAUCAUAUUUUCGCCUUCAAAAAAGGUCCUCCACUUUCAGAAAUCCGCUUACUUUGCCAAUGUCUUUCGCGAGCUACAAUCACUAUCAGUAAGCCUUUGACGAGCUCAGAAGAAGUUCAUUGAAUAAAUUAAAGUGUUGAAGCGGACGUGCGUCCGUAUACCAAAACCGACUUCAUGAGCGAGAAAUGCCAGGUUGAGAUACGUUUUCCGCAUCUAGUCAAUCAUUUUUCAGAAAAUCGCUUCAGCCUUCAUGCUGACGGGGGCCGGUUUCGCUUCAGCCUACCCAAGUUUUGCGAUCGCGGAACCAAAUGUAAAUUAGAAGGAAAAAUCUGCUUACUAGAUGUUCUUUUUUUUAGCCGUACGCUUCGUACGUUUUGACGCCACUGAGUUUUUCCCAUGAAAAUCAAUGUCAAAAGCAGGCAGUCCCCUUGUUAGUUUUGAAAUGCUGAUGAAAGUUGGAAACUGUGUGUCUGCAGGACGACUGAUAGCGGAUGCCAAUCUUUCAAUGGGAUCAGCUUGGAUUCUUGCUUCAUCGCAAGAAAUAGAAACGAGACGGUGAGUUUAAUUUUUUUUUCUCGUCUUCUUUUAGAUUAUACCAUUGAAUCAGUUGCACGGUGUCAAUGGAGCAACAUUCACGGCGUAUAGCGGGUGCGGCGAUCAGACGGCUGUCGUUGCAACUUCCAAAAAGUCUGUUUUUUUAUUAAUUUAUAAUAAUAAUACUAAUAGUAUAUUCAUUGCACACGAUGUUACAACAAAUAAUAAAAGGGUCCGUGUGUACCAGGGAUGCAUGAGACGAGGUUUUUCCAUCUCGAGACGAGAAAGUUUUUGGAAAAAAAUCUCGAAACGAAAUCGAGACUAUUCGAGAUGAAAAAAAAAAUCCGAAUUUUUGUUUCGAAAUAACCCUUUAAAACGACCAAAACUCAAAAAUGCGCGAGAAAUUCUCUUUAUUGAGAGAUACACUGCGUUCAAUAAGGAUAGGACCCCCCUCGAUUUCGGACCUUCUGGCAAAAUACGGAAAGAUAUCAAAAAUCUGUAAGUGCCAUUCGAUUCAGAGUACAAAACAACCCCCAGAGCCAAACUUUCAUUAUCCUAGCAUUCUUCCUACGAAAAUGCCAUCGAAAAAACGGCUUUUCGACCGUUCAAUAAGGAUAGGACCCCCUGGAAAUUUUGACUUUCAUUGGUGGUUUUUGAUCAAUUUCUUUUUUUGAUGAGUGGUUUUUUUGUUCUUAUAUCAUUUUUAUCAAGUUUUCUACGGUUUUACUUUCAUAUCUUCCAGGUUUGAAAAAUAUUUUAUAUCGAAAAUAGGGAAAAAAACCUUUUUUUUAGGUUGCAUCAAAAUAUUCGAGCGAGUGAUUUUUUCCAGUACUUUGAAUGAACUUAUCUGAUUAACAGAGACUUUUCAACAUUCAGAAAAACAAAAAGAAGAAUGAAAAACAUUACUUUAAAAGUUAGAAAACCAGUUACAAGAUGGUGUAUCGUGACCGAAUUUCAGACUGUCGUCGUUUUCGACCGUUUUUCUUACUGUAUGUAGUCGGGAUGGCGGUGAACUUUUUUUAAAGGAUUUGUGAAGGUACUAUCAACAUAUUUCAUCAACAAGAUAAUCUGAAAAAAAUUAUAUUUACCACGUACAAUGCCGAGAAAAAUGUGGAGAAAAAAAUUGGUACCCGCGCUCAUCGAAGGUAUUGUUUCAAAUAGAGCGUUUGGCGGGUUUUUUUAGUUUUUUUCAACUGAAUAAUACAAAAAAAAUGAAAACGUGCAAUAAAACAAUUUUUCAUUAGAAAUAAAACUUUUUUAUAUGAUUUAUUUAUACAGUACCGCAAAAAAAGUUCGAGUAGCAGUCGGAAGGGUGUUUAUUCCUUUGAUUUCCGAGGAUCGCCAAUUUUUAUCCAAUCCAACUAAGUGUCUUUUUGUGAUGGAAGCACCUUCACAAAUCCUUUAAAAAAAGUAUACCGCUAAUCCGACUACAUACGGAAAGAAAAACGGUCGAAAACGAGGACAGUCUGAAAUUCGGUCACGAUACACCAUGUUGUAACUGGUUUUCUAACUUUUAAACGAAUGUUUUUCUAACUUAUUUUCGUUUUUCCAAAUGUCAAAAUGUCUCUUUUAAUAAGAUAAGUUCAUUCAAAGUACUGGAAAAAUUUAUUCGCUCGAUUAACAUGAUGCAACCUAAAAAAAACGUCAUUUUUCCCUAUUUUCGAUAUAAAAUAUUUUUCAAACCUGGAAGAUAUGAAAGUAAAACCGUAGAAAACUUGAUAAAAAUGAUAUAAGAACAAAAAAACCACUCAUCAAAAAAAGAAAUUGAUCAAAAACCACCAAUGAAAGUCAAAAUUUCCAGGGGGUCCUAUCCUUAUUGAACGGUCGAAAAGCCGUUUUUUCGAUGGCAUUUUCGUAGGAAGAAUGCUAGGAUAAUGAAAGUUUGGCUCUGGGGGUUGUUUUGUACUCUGAAUCGAAUGGCACUUACAGAUUUUUGAUAUCUUUCCGUAUUUUGCCAGAAGGUCCGAAAUCUAGGGGGGUCCUAUCCUUAUUGAACGCAGUGUAUUACGCAAAAUCUCAAACUGCGCUGUGGUUUUGAUCGCUUUCGGUAUGGGACAUUACGACCGGAAGGUCCUAUAUGACACUUUAUUUUUAACUUUCAGCUCAAAAAAGUCUUUUUUUCUUCAUCUCGAAAUAUAUCGAGACGAGAUCGAAUUUAUUCCUGCAUCUCGAGACGAGACGAGACGAGAUCGUCAAUUUUUGACCGAGACGAGAUUUCGUCUCGAGAUAUCUCGAGAAAUCUCGAGAAAUCUCGAGACGAGAUUGUGUCUCGUGGGUGCUACGACAAGAGCGAGUUUUCCAUUUGCGGAGGGUAUUGUAUACGGAUAUACGCAGUGCGUGCAUACACCUUGCGUAUUUACACUUUCGUUGCGUGACGUCACCGGGUCGUACAUCUUCGGGUUUUUUUUCCGAGUGUUUUUUUCGACUGUUUGUCAACUUUUUUUUUGAAACUGCUUCUUAUCGUGCAAAUAUCAUCGAGAAAAAUGCAAAUCUUAAAAAAAUGCAGAAAAAAAUUGAGGAGUAUUCGAAACAAAAAACCCGUAGAUUUGCGACCCGGUGCAACGAAACGCAACAAAAGUGCAAACACGCAAAGUGUAUGCACGCAAUGCGCAUAUCCGCAUACAGUACUCCUCGCAAAUGGAAAAAGUCGCUCUUGUCGUCGCACCGUCUCGUGUAUCCCUGGUGUGUAGUACAUUUUUUUGUUAAAAAAAUUAUUUUUUUAAAACUACUGUUUAAAAAAACCGCUUCUCUUUCAAAUGUUCAUCAUAAUUUCUUUUUUGAUUUUUCGUAACGAAAUAUCAUCAUCGUUUUUUUCUGUUUCUCUGUGUUCACUGGUACUAAGAACAAAAAUUUCUACAAUGCUAUAUAGACUAUAACAAAUAAGUUCAAGAAAAAAAUGCAAAACUUUAAUUUGUCAGAAAAAAAUUAAAUAUUUUCACCUUUUCACUAGUACUCCGAAAACUUGCCCCGUGUGAGCGAUCUGUUUUGAAAAUCGAUCGCUCGGAAUUUCGAUCGAUCAAAAUUUUAUGCUCAAAAUAUUGGUCAAAAAAAUGAUUGAUCGAAAUGUUGUUUUGAAAAUAUUGGUUGAAAAAAUGAUCGAUCGAAAUGUUGUAUUGAAAAUAUUGGUCAAAAAAAUGAUUGAUCGAAAUGUUGUUUUGAAAAUAUUGGUCAAAAAAAUGAUUGAUCGAAAUGUUGUUUUGAAAAUAUUGGUCAAAAAAAUGAUUGAUCGAAAUGUUGUUUUGAAAAUAUUGUCGAAAAAUGAUCGAUCGAAAUGUUGUAUUGAAUAUAUCGGUCGAAAUAUCGAUAUAUCAAAACGUUAAAAUCUAAUGAUUGAUCAUUAAUGUAAGAGAUCAAAAACUGAUCUAAUAAACGAUCUCUCAAAAAAUGAAAUGUUAAAAUUUGGUUGAACAGUGACAUGUCAAUAGUUUGAUCAAUUGAAAUGGUUGAAUGAUCGGUUUGGUGAACUCUAGUGUGUACCAUAACGAGUAAACUUUGACCAAAUAUUUCAGAUUCCUCUAAAGUAACCUGGAGGCCAUAGUUGUUCGGCACUCAAGGAAGAUAGAAAGCAUUCAGCAGUAAAAUAUUUAGAAUAAAUGGAGUUCAAAAAAAAAGGUUUAAAGAGAAUAUAGCUCUUCUCGUUGUGUGAAAAACAUUUUUAAAAUAAUGGAAAGAAUAUUUUUGAAAAAAGUUCUCCUAAACAGGUUCACUACUGUUUCUCGUCACGUCCGAGCGCCGAUCUCAUGCGUUGCUGGUGAGUUGCGAAAAUUUCUACUUUUAACUUCUAAUCAAUAAAGCAACCCCUAUAGCCUGUAGGGAUCGAAAAAAGGAUACCUAUAGGGGUAAAAUCUGAGUGGUCGUUGUGGGGGUAGAGGGGCUUGACCCCUUAGCAUAUAAAGCUCGAGUGGACCCUAUAAGGGUCUUUCAAUUUCAUUCGAAAAUGCCUAUUUAUUCAACUUUUCCCAUGCUUCUUCGCUUAGAGUUCAUAACGAUUAUCGACUAACAUGUCCCCUAUAGGGGCCUUUAAGUGAAAACCCUAUAAGGAAGUGAUCCACAGAGGGGACGCUGCAAGGACCCCUAAGAUUUCCCCUAUAGACGCCCCUCUAGAGUUCCUAAGUUUGUUAUAUGUUCAUCAUCGGAUAAAAGAAACCCGAGAAAUAUCGAUUACACUAUUAAGUCGGUGAAUCUAGGAGAGAGUUUUUUUGGAUAUAAAGAAAAAAUAGCCAGUUUCCAAGAAAAUAAAGAUUUUGCGAUUUUCGUUUCUAGUGGCCUUAAUGAGCUACACAAAACUUUACAGCAAAAUUUUAAAAUUUGACUUGAAAUUUCAGUGCCUCCGAUGGAAAAACAUGGAAAAGGUUGUCCAAAUGGAUUCACGCUUCAUAAGCGUGGCACCGAGACCAUUUGCCACAUUUUUGUGAGAAGAUCAUACUGAUUAUCAAAUUUAAACGAAAAUUAUAGGUGAACACUCCAAAAUCAUGGUCACGAGCUCGCGAACACUGUGCCGAAACGUAUCUGGGAACCCUCUCCGCUUUCGCAUCAGAAGCCGAAAAGGACCUUCUAUAUCGUAAUAUUUUCUCUCAAAUUUUUUAAACUUUUUUGCGGUUAUAGAUAUAGCCAAGAGCUUGAUCGGUAAUGGGCAAGCGUGGUUGGGUGCACAGCGCAACGGCAAUUGCCAAUCGAACACAUAUUCUUCCGACUCUCGGAAUGUUUGCUACAGACCUUACGUAAGAAAGGAGCAAAGUUUGCUUCGAUUGAAAAAUUUCUUGAAGUUGUACAUCUGGACCGAUAAUGCAGCCCCCGACCAGACUAUCAUUGACAAGUACUGGUCUAGAAUCAAUCCCGACUGGGCGGGUCAGAGAGAAAACUGCCUCACUCUGACUUUUGGUACGGACAUUUGGCUUGAUCCGGGCGACGACAACUCUUUGAAUGACAUGGUGUGAGUGGAUUCACAAAAAAGUGUUCAUUUCACUUUGCGGUUGGGAGUUUCCUAAAAAUUCUUUUUUGUCCAGAAUAAGAACCUGGAUGUUUCCUCAACAUAUACAUGAAACUUCAAUUUCUCCAACACAAUUUGCAUUUUUUUCAGUUGCGACUACCAGCUUCCCUUUUUCUGCCAGAUUUUGUACCCUUCUUAUUAA
Messenger RNA from Caenorhabditis auriculariae, 8174 nucleotides. NCBI's taxonomy places the organism in Eukaryota, Metazoa, Nematoda, Chromadorea, Rhabditida, Rhabditidae. The record is from the annotation of a GenBank genome assembly.